AUCCGCUGUGCAUCCGCUGCAUCCGCUGCAUCCGCUGCAUCCGCUGCAUCCGCUGCAUCCGUUGCAUCCGCUUCUGCCUUCCCUGUCCCGGAGAGCCCCAGUCCCCGUCGCCGCCGAUACAUCAUGAGCAGAGGAUCCGGUGCUGGAUACGAUCGACACAUCACGAUCUUCUCGCCAGAAGGCCGUCUGUACCAAGUCGAAUAUGCCUUCAAAGCCAUCACAAACGCCGGAAUCACCGCGGUUGGAGUCCGAGGCAAGGACUCGGCGGUUGUCGUCACUCAAAAGAAAGUCCCUGACAAGUUGCUGGAUCCCUCGACAAUCACCCAUGUCUUUCAGCUUACCCCCAAGAUUGGCUGCGUCAUGACAGGCUUGAUCGCCGAUGCUAGAGCCCAAGUCACCCGGGCUCGAUUCGAGGCUGCCGAAUGGCGCUACAAGUUUGGCUACGAGAUCCCGGCAGACCAGCUGGCCAAGCGUAUGGCCAACAUCAACCAGGUCCACACCCAGCAGGCGGCAACAAGACCUCUUGGCGUGUCUAUGAUGCUGAUCGGAUACGACGACGAGCGCGGACCACAGCUGUUCAAAUGUGAUCCCGCCGGCUACUACGUCGGAUACAAGGCCACGAGUGCCGGCGCCAAGCACCAAGAGGCUCUGAACCACCUCGAGAAGAAGCUGAGAAAGGAUCCCGAGCUCUCAUUCGAGGAGACCAUCGAGCUUGCCAUCACAACGCUCUCCACGACCCUCUCGAUCGACUUCAAACCGGCGGACAUCGAGGUUGGAAUUGUCACGGCCGAUGAAACUAACUUCCGCGCGCUGUCAGAAGACGAAAUCGAGGCCCACUUGACCCGCAUUGUCGAGAACUCUGACUGAUUGUGCUCGGAGACAUGGUGUGGCGAUGCCAUGUUGCGCACAUGGCACGGCAGCGACGGCAAUACAUCUUGGAUUGCAAACCACA
Molecule: messenger RNA, 952 nt
Organism: Polychytrium aggregatum
Lineage: Eukaryota; Fungi; Chytridiomycota; Chytridiomycetes; Polychytriales
Product: nucleophile aminohydrolase
Exons: 7
Coding region: 124-867 (247 amino acids)
Biological process (GO): ubiquitin-dependent protein catabolic process
Cellular component (GO): nucleus; proteasome core complex; cytosol
Source: RefSeq, a predicted model, not a curated record